UGUUUCGAUUGAACAAUCGACAAUCGACGCAACACGUAAAAAGAAAAACAAAAAAUAUAUAGAAAAAUCGGAAGAUAGUUUCGACAUUCUAAUGAGGAUUUUCCCAAAAAAAUAAACAAAAUUAUACGUGAAAUUAUAAUAACAGACUGAUUUUCGGUAAUUUUGUUCGUCAUUCUGCAGCUGUUAGUGAGUACACCAGUGUGACCGUCUGUCGAUCGAAGUAAUUUUACUGCAAAUAAAUUGCGCGUUUGCUUUUAGAGCUUAUGAUAUAAUGUCGCGUACGUUGAGCCAAUUAUUUGGAAGGUGCCUUUUGGGCCAGUCCUACGUGAAGCCGAUGCAGGCGAAUAGUAUGUUGCGAAAUCUGCUUAAUCCACAGCCAAUGCAAUCGGCGUGUGGUGGACGCAUUGCAUCCUAUUCCAAGAGAAAUGGUCCACCACCGGAUGCAGGUGAACCCUUCAAAACCGUGACAAAAUCACGCGGAGUCGACGAUGACGAUGUCAACAGUCUUGAGGAAGAACCCAAUUGGGAAUUGACAUCGCAACGUCACAAUCGCUUCUAUUUACCAAAUGCCACAGGUCCUGCAUGGCAGGGCGAUACAUCUACUGUCGGCUUAUUGGAACCGCUGGCAAAUCUAGUCAAUUUCUUUAAAGACGUUAACCUGGACAAGUCUCGUUUAGAGUUUUCCUGCUGCCAGUGUCCAUUGCUAAUACGUGAUUCAAUAUUCGAACUCUUCCCAGUGCGUGCAAUUGGCCAAAAAGACUACGCCAUAACACUUUUAACAUUAAGUUACGAAGGCGACAUCGAACAAGGUGCAGCAAAGUUUGUGCUUGCUGCCAGAGAAAUCAGUGACCGUUUACUUUCAUUGGGCUAUUGGGCAGACUUCCUGAACCCAUUCAGUGGAAGGCCAUACUUUUUACCUAGAGACGCCUCGAUAUUGUAUACACAGGACUAUCGCUUUCGUGGUCUAAAUAUGCGUCUAUCCAACCACAACCAGUGUGUCCUUAUAGCUGCUGAAGAGAACGACAGUCUUUACUUCUCAGGCACAAUAUUUUGCACAGCGCCAAAUAACUAUAGUUUGCUUGUAGAGUUGCUCGCGCCCGCAGAGUUCAAAAUCAGAUUUGAAGAUGUGCCUCAAUGACAUUGGAAAGCUAUACAGUUUUGUAGUACAAUUUCAGUUAAGCCGACAGCGAUGGCUCCAUGCAGCUAAGGCUGGCCAGCGACAGAUAUCAACAUAGGAUAACACAAGUCUUAGCUGUGGUGACAAAUGUGUUAGUCAAGUUUUUGUUCCGACUUGUAACAAAUAUUGUGUACAAACUAUUUACACCCUCAUAAGUUUGUAAUG
This is a messenger RNA of Drosophila hydei, 1342 nucleotides long. RefSeq names its product methylmalonic aciduria and homocystinuria type D homolog, mitochondrial. Gene Ontology annotation, biological process: cobalamin metabolic process. Gene Ontology annotation, cellular component: mitochondrion. Bases 272 to 1138 code for a protein of 288 amino acids. The record is from RefSeq and is a predicted model, not a curated record. NCBI's taxonomy places the organism in Eukaryota, Metazoa, Arthropoda, Insecta, Diptera, Drosophilidae. The transcript has 3 exons.